This is a messenger RNA of Rotaria sp. Silwood1, 1274 nucleotides long. NCBI's taxonomy places the organism in Eukaryota, Metazoa, Rotifera, Eurotatoria, Philodinida, Philodinidae. The record is from the annotation of a GenBank genome assembly.
CAGUCAUAAUCUAAUUGAUUGAUGCAUAAGAGAAUAACGAAUAACAGGAGAGAAAAGACGAAAUAAAAUAAAAAGAAAGAGGAAACAGAAGAGGUGAUUGUUUUUCAUCUCGCAGUAGGUGGUUUCGAUUAUAAAUGUUAGAGGAGAUGAAUGGUAAUAAAAACGAGAUUCAGAUCAUAUGCAAACUCAUUAUUAAAUUCAAACUAAGAAAUAUUUACAACCUUCCAACACCAUAUAAAUAGGCAAGCAUCACAUAGUUCAAUUUAUUCUUUUUUCUAAAUUCUGCCUUUUUUGAUAAAUAGAUCAUCGCUGUUUCUUCUCAUUCAUCUCGUCAAUUAUAUUUAAAUAAAAGGAAUAUUAUGGCUGAACCAUUAAUAUGUCCAUUAUGUAAGAGUAUUAUGGGUAAUUCUAUUGAUGGUAUAGCUAUUUAUGGUUGUGGACAUAUGAUCUGUGGUGAAUGUUUCUAUGAUUUACAUCAUCAAAGUUAUAAAUGGUUUGUAUAACAAAUUGAUACAGUUGCUAAUAUAACAUUAAAUACAUGUUCUAUUGGUAGAACUAAUCGUAUGUUUAUACCAUAUAUAUUUAAUAUAACAAAUUCAUGUUUAAAACUUGAAAAUGAAAUUCAAAUUGAUUUUGAAUCACCUGUUCUUUAUGCAUUAAAACAAGCUGAUGCAUAUAAUGACACAGUACCACCACUGUGUACAGCUAAUGUUCAAAAUGGUGUAUGUCAUGUACAAUUUAUUCGAAAAGAACCAUGUUCAUUUAGUUGGGAUUGGGGUCCAGCUUUUGCUCCAAUUAGUAUUCCAGAUAAUCGAAUUGGUUCACGUUUAAUUGGUUUUCGUACAGUUCAACUUAUACAACAUGAAUAUGGAGCAGGAAAAAAUGGAACAUCAUUUUAUUUUUCUAUUAAUUUUAAAUCUAUAUUAAUAAAAGGAAGUAAUUGGAUACCAUCAGAUUCAUUGCAAGAACGUGUUAGUGAUGAAAAACUUGAACGUUUACUACGUUCAGCUCAAUUAUCAAAUAUGAAUAUGUUACGUAUAUGGGAUGGUGGAAUAUAUGAACGUAAUUCAUUUUAUGAAAUAGCUGAUCGUCUAGGUAUAAUGUUAUGGCAUGAUUUUAUGUUUGCUUGUAGUCUUUAUCCUGUUGAUGAACCAUUUUUAACAAAUGUUCAUGAUGAAGUUAUUUAUCAAGUUAAACGAGUUCAACAUCAUCCAUCUAUUGUACUUUGCUUUGGAAAUAAUGAAAAUGAAGCUGCUGUUGCACAAAAUUGGUAG